Messenger RNA from Micromonas commoda, 675 nucleotides. RefSeq lists its product with no specific name. Gene Ontology annotation, molecular function: U1 snRNA binding. The transcript is spliced from 2 exons. The record is from RefSeq and is a predicted model, not a curated record. Lineage: Eukaryota; Viridiplantae; Chlorophyta; Mamiellophyceae; Mamiellales; Mamiellaceae. Gene Ontology annotation, cellular component: U1 snRNP. Gene Ontology annotation, biological process: mRNA splicing, via spliceosome. Bases 1 to 675 code for a protein of 224 amino acids.
AUGGGGGACAUCCCACCUUGCGCGACGAUCUACGUCAACAACCUCAACGAGAAGACCAAGAAGGAUGAGCUGGUCAAGUCGCUGCAGGCCAUCUUCGGGCAGUUCGGCAAGAUCAUCGACAUCGUCGCGUCCAAGUCCUACAAGCUUCGCGGGCAGGCGUGGGUCGUCUUCGCCGACGUCGCCUCCGCCACCGCGGCGAUGCGCGCCAUGCAGGAGUUCCCGUUCUACGACAAGCCCAUGCGCAUCGCGUACGCGAAGACAAAGUCGGACGCCACGGCCAAGGCGGAGGGCACGUUCGAUCCCAGCGCCAGGGAUCCCGAGAUGAGGGCCAAGCGCAAAGCCGAGUCUCAAGCCGCGGAGAAGGAGAGCCAGGCGGCCAAGGCGGAGCGGGACGCGGCGUCGGGGGUGACGGCGAAGGUCCGGACGGACCCGUCCGCGCCCCCGAACGAGAUCCUGUUCGUGCAAGGUUUGCCUGGGGCGACGACGGCGGCGAUGUUGUCGAUGCUGUUUCAGCAAUUUCCGGGGUUCAAGGAGGUGCGGAUGGUGGAGGCCAAGCCGGGGAUCGCGUUCGUGGAGUUCGAGACGGACGCGCAGGCGUCGGUGGCGCUGUCGGGGCUGCAGGGGUUCAAGAUCAACCCGACGCACUCGAUGACGCUCGCGUUCGCCGCGAAGUGA